AUGGCCAUGGCUCUUGUGGCUCUUGCGGCCUUGCUGCCGUGGCCUGGCCUUGCGGCUCAACCCGUGGAGCAGAUGGUGAGCCGCUGGAGGAAAGCACCGCAACAUGUGCCCAGCACACAUGUGCCAGAUGGCCCACUCCUAGGCAAUGGCCAGAUGGGCAUCACCGUCGGGUUCUCCGAGUGGGAUGUGCUCGAUGCGAAGGUGGCCUUCCACGUGGGGCACAAUGCGUUCUUUGCAGCGCCCACGGGGAAUUGGAAGAUCUCCUCCUGUGGCUACACCGAUUUGACUCGAGCUGGGCGGAAGGCCUUGGGAGGCCUCAGUGUGAGCUUUCCAGCUUCAGCUUCGACCAAGCCCGCGGGGAGCGCGGAGCUCUUUCCGGCCAAUGGCAGCUUCGUGUGGUCGAAGGGCGGGGCCGGUAUCCAUGCGUGGGUGCAUGCUGCAGAGGACGUUCUGAUCUUGAACUUGACCAGCUCAGUCCCUGGCCGAGCGAAGCUGGUCCUAUGGACCUACAAUGGUUGCAGUGGUCCGCCCAACCCCACCGCAGCCAGGAACACCACCGAUGCCUUGCCCACCCAAGCACAACAGAUUGGUUCGACUUUACACGUGGCAAGAGCCAAUGGGUGGGAGUACCAACUGCAAGCCUAUGAGGUCCAGUGGUUCCACCUGCUGACGGCCGGAGAAGCAGGUGCCCGGUUGGUGAAUUUCAGCUUCACCUCGCAGUGCGGAGCGGUGGAGGGGCCCUGCAUGACGGCCGAAGUGGAGGUUUCGCCCCAUGCGACGAUGCUGACCUUGGAGUUGCAGAAGAGUUCUUGGAAGAAGCCCAUGCCGGAGCCCAGGGCCCUAUCUGACCUCUCGGAGCUCGAGCGGUCCCAUGUGCAGAUCUGGCGCCACUUCUGGGCGAAGUCCUUCAUCAACCUACCGGACUCCCAGAUCACCACAUUCUAUUGGCACAUGAGCCAAUAUCUUCUACGGAUCUCCUCAACUGGCUACGCGAGCCCUGGCCUUUUUGGGCCUUUUGUGAAUGACGACCAGGUGGGCUGGAUGGGAGAUCUCACCUUGAACUACAACGCGGAGGCCUCCUACUACGGCGCUGCAUCUUCCAAUCACCUGGAGCUCUUCGAGCCUUACCUCCAAACGAUUCUGGACUACCUGCCUUCGGCCCGCCUCAUGGCAGACAGCCAGUAUCCCGGUUCUGCUUGCGCUGGCGCCCUGUACUUUGCCGGGCACAUUCUGCCCUUUGGGGUGACUAGCUCUAGCAAUGGGGACAUGGGUCAGAAGCAGAUGGGCCUCUUUGCCAGCGUGCCCUUCAUCCUCUAUUGGCGCUACACCCGAGACCCCAACUUUGUGCAGAGGGCCUUUCCAUUCUUCGAGGGCUUGGCCCGUUUCUGGGAGUGUGUCCUCGUGGAGGAGCAGGAUGGGCUACUGCAUGAUGCCCAGGAUUGUGCAGAGGAACUCUGUAGCCCAGAUGGAGUGAACCAAAAGGAUCCCACCGUGGUACUCUCGAUGCUGCCCGCCUUCUUCCGCACGGCAGGCGAGUUGGCUGCCCUCUUGGGUCAUCCGGAGAGCCAACGGCGUUGGGCGGCCCAUGCGAGGCGGAUUGCGGCCUACCCCACGGCGCGGUGGCGCGGAAAGGACGUGCUUCGGAACUCCGCGGGCCAAGGUGAAGAGUCGGGACCGACAGGUGGGCAGUUCGCAUCCUUCCCCUUGGGCACUUUGAGCCUCUCCAGCAGUGCUACCAGCCUGGAGGUCGUGCGGCAGUCGCUGGAGCAUUUCUUUGACAUUUGGCCUGGAGGUAAGCAAGGAAACAGCUUUUGCUCGAUCUUUGCAGCUGCGAACCGUGUGGCAUGGCGCCCUGCCCAUCUUUUUCAGCUUUGGGAGUCGUACUUGAAGAACCAAUCAGAUCCGGACUGCAUCAUGUACCCCAAUGGCAUGGUCCUGGGCUGUGGCGGCACCGGGUUGGAGAACGUGGGCGCCACGGCCUAUGUCAACGAGCUCCUUUUGCAGUCGCAUGAGGGAUUUCUGCGCAUCUUCCCUGGAUGGAAUAGCACAGGGUCCUUUCAUUUGAGAGCUGAGGGUGGCUUUGAGGUGAUGGCGGAGAGAGAUGCCGCCGAAGUUACAUCUUUGAGCAUCCACACUUUGCAGCGUUGCAGUUCCAGCUGCCGCCUACGAAGCCCCUGGAAGGUGUCCCAUGUGCGGGUGAACGGGCACAUGUGGCCGGUGACCGAUGGUGAGCUGGAGUUUCCGGUGGCACCGCGCACCAGCUACGAGCUCCAGCCGGAUCGAAGGUUCUGGGUCUAG
Durusdinium trenchii is the source of this 2298-nucleotide messenger RNA. The record is from the annotation of a GenBank genome assembly. Lineage: Eukaryota; Dinophyceae; Suessiales; Symbiodiniaceae.